UGACGAACAACACGUUGGGGCACACAUUCGUCGUAUGCGUAGUCGAGUAAGAAAAAGUGGCAGAACGUGUCGCGUCGCUUCGCAUCAGAUCGCAUCAAUUAUAUUGAUCGUAACGUGGUACAUCGCAUCGCAGAGCAACGCAUCGAAUCGAAUCGAAACAGAUCAGAGCUCAACAUUGUCGUACGUACUAACAAUAUACUUACAAACAUAUAUACUCAUACAAAGAUUGAACUUCAAAUAUUGAGUGCUUGAAAAAGAAAAUAAACACUAAAGUGCGGGAAAAAUAAAAAAAAUUGUGGGUGUUAAAAUUUGUUUUUGCAUUUCGCCACCUUUUUCGCACGAUUUUCAAACAUUUGAGGUGUUUGUUUAUGUGUGUGUGCGUUUUUGUUCUUUUUUAUGCAUUUCACUUCAUAGAAACUUUGUUUGAGCUUUGCUCGAACGUUAUGUGAUUGUGAAGGGCUUUUAACAUUUGGCAUACGCGCUUAAAUGCCAACGGUGACAACAACACGGAUAAUAGACAUACAUAUUUGAAAGAAAUAUUUUACGUGGACUCCGCGCCGAUAGUAGAACUGUUCUUUUUUUGGCUGUAUAACGAUUUGAACCAUAAAAAAGAUAAUACAACAUUGUGGCAUUGCUAUGAUAAGCGCACCUUAAGCUUAUUGUCAAACAUAAGCUACACCGAUCUAUAGUAUGACCCUAGAGCCAAGCAAUCAAUAAGCGUGAGUUUGGCUAUCAAGCUUGUUAGUACCUCUGUCUCUAACGAAAACCGAAAUUAGUGCAAAAUAUUUGAAUAAACAAAAAGUGAAGUGCAAGCUAAACUUCUUAACAGAAAAAAAUACUAUGGAAAAGUGCUAAUAAAAUUUAUUACUGCCAAGCGAAGUAUAUUAAUAGGCAGUGGCUUGGAAACUAACGCAACGAAGAAGCAGAAAGUGAUUUUUUAAGUCCAUAUUUGUAUAUGUACUUAAGUGCAUACAUAUUUACAUUAAGAAAUUGAACGCAACUACAACAAAAAUAACAAUUUACACCGGUAAAAGCUACAAAAUUUUGCGCUUGGAAUUCCCCGAAGCGGCUUAAAGAAAAUUCCAUAAUUUUUUAGUGACAUAGGCAAGCGCAAAACUCUUAAUUGGCUCACAUAUGGAUCCAGAAAAUCAGUGCCCGCAAUACGGCGAAGUGAAUCAGCUUGGCGGCGUAUUUGUGAACGGACGCCCACUGCCGAAUGCGACGCGCAUGCGCAUUGUGGAGUUAGCACGCCUCGGCAUACGACCCUGCGACAUUUCCCGCCAGUUGCGUGUUAGUCAUGGCUGUGUUUCCAAGAUAUUGGCGCGCUACCACGAGACCGGUUCCAUUCUCCCGGGCGCUAUAGGCGGCUCGAAACCGCGCGUCACCACUCCGAAAGUAGUGAACUACAUACGCGAACUGAAGCAGCGCGAUCCUGGUAUUUUCGCUUGGGAAAUUCGUGAUCGCCUGCUGACUGAAGGCAUCUGUGAUAAGACGAAUGUGCCGAGCGUUAGUUCCAUAUCGCGCAUACUUCGCAAUAAGCUUGGCGCUAUUGGGCAUCAUCAUCACAACUCAGCGGUCGCCGCGGCAGCAGCCGCUAAUGGCACAAAUUCUUCACCACAUCAUCACGCGCAUCCGCAUGCACAUCCGCACGGUCAUCAUCACGCAUCAGCGCACAGCACAGGUGUCUCCACCGUGGCCACAGUGGCGCAUCAUCAACAUGCCGCCGCCGCUGCUGCAGUGCAUGCGCACCCCCAUCUCUACAAUUCCAUUUAUCAGCCAUACAGCGCGUACAGCAUGAAAACGGCGGUAUCCUGUGGCAGCCCCUCGCCCCCUCAGGCCACACAAACCAGUCAUCAGUUGCGCACCGCGGCGGCUGCAGCUGCUGCAGCGCACUGCUGGCCCUCAUCGCAUUCUGUGAGCGACAUUUUGGCGCAUCAUCAAGCGGUUGCGCUGCGCGCCAGUUGUCAGGUGGGCAACACAAUGGGCGCGCUGCCCACGGGACUGCCGAUGACUGCUUCACCGGUGGGUGGCGCUAUGGGCACGGGCGCGCAACAACUUAUGGGCGCUGAAGAUUGCGACGGCAUGGCGAACAGCGCGGCGGCAGCUACACAAGUCGCUGUGGCAGCGGCUGCGGCGUCGCAGCAGCCCUAUAACUACUAUAUGUAUUUCCAAAACACUGGUAUGCAUCAUCAUCAUCACGGUGGCAUGAUGGCGGCAGGUGCAACAGGGUUAUGAGAAUUGCAUUAUGGCGAUGGUAGAAUAAGCAGGAAACAGAUGUAGGAGAAGCGUCUUUAGCAGUGUUAAAAUUUGAUAUGCUAGCUGAUUAAAAGUAAUUACAUAUGUAUUAAUCUAUAAGCAUAUAUAUAAUUUAGAAGGAGAUUAACAAAUAAAUCAUCAAUAAAUUUUUAUUUUAGCUUUUAGAUUUUUAUAUAUUAUUUUUAAUAGUGUGGAUUUGUAUAACGUACUUGUAAUCAUGCAUAUAUGUAAGUGUAUGGGUGAUAUGCCAAACAUAAUUUAAUUAGCGAUUUAUAAAUAAAAAACUUAAAACCGAAAAUAUCAAAACAUCCAAUAAGCAGUUGGUUCCAGGUUUAUUUAACACUCACUCGUCACAAUUUUUAAUCAAACUAAAAUUUACGCCUAAAAGUAUGCUACGCGCAGUUUCAUUCAUUUUUGCAAACUCUCCAUGCAUAAUUAUAUAUGUAUGUAUGUAAGUGCAAAUAUGUGUAUGAUAUAACCUGACAUAGCUGCUUCAAAUAUAACUCUCUAUAUUUUUAUUUGGAUUAUCAGUGUUUUACAAAUAUUUAAUUUUACAGAAAAUCAUAACCGAAUAUGAACACUUGGUGUAC
Molecule: messenger RNA, 2846 nt
Organism: Bactrocera neohumeralis
Lineage: Eukaryota; Metazoa; Arthropoda; Insecta; Diptera; Tephritidae
Gene: Poxm
Product: paired box pox-meso protein
Exons: 2
Coding region: 1135-2235 (366 amino acids)
Biological process (GO): anatomical structure development; regulation of transcription by RNA polymerase II
Molecular function (GO): RNA polymerase II cis-regulatory region sequence-specific DNA binding; DNA-binding transcription factor activity, RNA polymerase II-specific
Source: RefSeq, a predicted model, not a curated record